UUGACAAACUCCGGCUCCAGAUUUCAGAUUGUCGUGCUCCUACAGUUUGUUAUUGUUACAGCUUCUAAUUUGUUGAUUUAGUCGUGUACUGAUUAAGUGAAGUUGACCUUUAACAAAGGCAAAAAUGUCGUUCACCUACGUUUUCCUUAGUGCUCUUCUCAUCGGCAGCUGCAUUGCACAUAAAGAUAAGAAGAAAGUCGAUCCGAAGAUUAAACCGACGGACACGCAGCCAACACUCGUUGUCGAUGCAUCUAAUCCGGAUCAGCGCCUCCUCUUUCCCUUUGGACUGGGUUUCGGCGGUCUCGGCCUGGGCGGUCUUGGCUUCGGUGGAUUAGGCCUGGGCGGGUUAGGCUUAGGCGGUCUUGGAUUUGGAUUGGGUGGAUUCGGGUUAGGCGGUUUCGGACUCGGCUUUCCAGGUCUGUUUUGGGAUGAAAGCCAGGAUGGACAGUCCGCCAUGUCUGAAGACGAGAGCGCAGCCGAUGAAUCCCAGCAGACGGAUGCGACUUCUAUUGGCAGUGACCCCAGCAAGGUCAUCCGCAUUCCGGGUGAGGCCAUUCAGAGCGUCUUCGUCAAGCUUCGCCCCGGAUACAGUCGUGUGUCGCGUGUUCCGACGCCGGCCGCUACCAGCAACAUCGACACUACCGGCAUGUCGACGGCAUCCGCCAUUCCCAUGCAACCGCAGACCCAGCGUGUCUUCGCGGCCCCGGGAUCGUUUCCGGGUCGUCUUCCCGGAUCCGGGAUUAUUCCCGGGUCAUACAUCACUGUCAUUCCAUCCAAUCUUAACGCACUCAGUAAGUAUUAAUGCGCUGCUUAUAUUCAAUCGCUUUGGAGUGAUGGAUUCGGAAUUCGAUCAGUAACUUUCCCGUGUUUGCUACAGUUGUGAAUGGAACAACGGAUAUCAGUCAGCAUAACUAAUUUUGUACACAAUUUUUGUUUUGCAAUUUCCUGGUCGUUACAGUUUUAUUGAUCUCGCUGGUUGUUAAAAACACUUGCUGCGUAUAAACAUCAUUUCAAGCUGAGUGCACAAAUAAAAAGUAUAAAAAACGGGGAAAGCAAUAGCAUUGAUUUAUUGUGCAGUAGUACAAAAACAUUAACAAUUCACACAAAUGUGGCUGCACAGGAAAUCCCAUUAUACAUGCUGCACAGGAAAUCCCGUCCAGAAGAUGUUCCACAAAAUAGCGAAGACAAACAGCAGAAUGGUUAACACUAGGCAAAUCCACCAUAUUACCCGCUCCCACGCCAGUUUAUUCAAAUUUUUCAGACAAACCACUCCCAAUAACAAUCCGCAUAUUGCUCCGCAAAAGUGCGCUGAAUAGCCAAUCAUCGGCUUGUCUUUGCCAUCGUAGAAAUGCCGGUAAUAAAUAAAUACACCAAUAUCACUGCCCAUCAAGACAAUCCAGAAGAUCAACCGGAUCCAGGCAUACUCCAUUUCUUUCCAAUUCUGGAUAUCAUACAGUUUAAUUUUUUAUGUAAUAAUUUACGCAGGAUAUUUUCAU
This is a messenger RNA of Paramacrobiotus metropolitanus, 1496 nucleotides long. Its product is annotated as elastin-like. The coding region runs from base 125 to 802 and encodes 225 amino acids. The transcript has 5 exons. NCBI's taxonomy places the organism in Eukaryota, Metazoa, Tardigrada, Eutardigrada, Parachela, Macrobiotidae. The record is from RefSeq and is a predicted model, not a curated record.